AUGCCCCGCCCAAUCCGCACCGUCAAGCCCCCCUCCGCACCAGCCGCGACCAGCAAGAAGACCACAACCACAGCCACAAAGAAGCCCACAAAGGCUACAACAACCACAACCACAGCUGCUACUACAAACACGAAAUCGCGCACGACCCGCUCAGGCACCAAAGACUCGCCCUCGACGCUGCCCACGCCCACCUCCGACGAACCCGUCAAGAAGACCCGCACGACGCGUCGCAGGCCCUCGCCCUCCCCCUCCCCUGCCCCCGCCCCACCACCCCGCACCACGCAGAGUCCACACCCGCGCGCAGCACAGCAUCAGCAGAAAUCCAAGUCCCUGCCUCCAGCAAUGCGGAGAACCACACACCCACGCCCUCCACCCCCACCCCCACCGCAACACCAACACACUUCCACUCCUCGCCCCACCCAUGCCCACCACCACCACCACCACCGCUGCCACAACAAAGCGCCUAAUGGUGCUCGAGUUCGGCUCCGACGCCGGCUACUCCCCGCCGCCCCCCUCGCGCCCCACGUCCGCGCAGCGCCCACGCCUGCGCGAGCUGCAGCCACUCUCCUCGGCUCCGAUCGGCCCGCUCUGGCCAGGAGGGGCGAGAAUCGCGACCCCCGCGCUUCGCCAACGCCUAAGCGUGGCCGCAAGAGCGGGUUUGCACCCGUGGAGCUCGAGGAGGGCGAUGAGCAGCAGGGCGGCGGUGGGAGAGCAGAGGCAUUCUAUAUCCCCGGCGCGGACGACGAGGAGGCGUUUACAAUCUACUCGGACCCGAAGUCACCCGUGCGCCUGCCCGCCAACACUACCAGCGCUAACGCAGUGUUCGACGACACCAUGCGCCCGCCGGAGUCGUCCCCGCCGCCGCAGGCGGCGCAGGGGCGGAUGCGGAAGCGCCGCUCGUCGGGCGCUGUGGUGGAUAGUGAUGAGGAUGCGGCUGCAGAGGCAGAGGCGGAAGACGAUGCGGAGGCUGCAACAGACCGGAAGGGGAAGCGGAGGAAGGCGGCGGCUGAGAAGGUAAAGGCCGCAGCAGCAGCAAAGAACAUGACGACGGCGGACCUGCGCGGGCUGCUGCCGAGACGGAAGAAAGUGGUGAGGGCGGCGGAGAGGGACGAGUUUGAUGUUGUUAGCACGGAGGAGGAUGUGGCGGUGGGGGAGGAGGAGGAUGAUGAGACGGAUGAGCUGUCGCGGCCGACGAGGGCGGCUGUGGCGGCGGGGAAGAAGAAGAAGGCGCCGAAGGCGGGGGGGAAGAAGGCGGCGGCGGCUGCUGCUGCCGCGGGGGGUGGGAAUGCGAAGACGAAGACCAAGGGGAAGGCGCAGAAGACGACGGGCGCGGCGGCGGCGGCGGCGGGGACGCUGUCGGGGAGGGUGGCGAAGACGUAUGCGCGCAAGUCUGUCUCGUCGGAGAAGGAGAACGACUCGCCGAACAGGAGCAGGAAUGCGGCGGUUGCGGUUGCGGCGGCGAUGGCGGCGGCGGAGAGUAGUGGGGAUGAGACGGUUGUUCCGGGAGUAGUGAUGGGGGAGGCGGGGAGGAGGGGGAGGGCGGCGAGGAUGAGGGAGGUGGUGGAGAAGUUUAGGGAGGUGGAUAGGUGGGAGAUGGAGUUUGAGGAUGUGUCGCAGGGGAGUUUGGAGGUGAGUGAGGGGAGUAGGGGGGGAGAUAGUGGUGGUAGGGGGUAA
Molecule: messenger RNA, 1674 nt
Organism: Morchella importuna
Lineage: Eukaryota; Fungi; Ascomycota; Pezizomycetes; Pezizales; Morchellaceae
Exons: 2
Coding region: 1-1674 (557 amino acids)
Source: RefSeq, a predicted model, not a curated record